CGGAAACCCCUCGAACCUGAAGACUAGCUGCUGAGUAUUAUCGUAUGUGCAACCUGUAUUAGACGUUGAUAUUGUUAUCAAGGUUGACGACUGAGCGACUGGAUUACCGAAGCAGUAUUUUGAUUACAGGAUAUACAUAUUACUAGUACUAUUUUUUUUAACGUUUUGUUAUUUUGUUGUAACGUUAGUCUUUUGUUUGUUUUUUGUCUGUGUGUGCGCGCGAUGGAAGCCAUUUUAGGUUGGUCACGCUAACUCCUAGCCACAUUGUUUCAGGCCUUGCUUCAAUCUCAAUCGGUUCGUGUUUUGUUGAGAUUUGGACUAACGUUACAUUGAGAAAAACACUACGGAGGAACUUCGAGACGGACACUGGAGCGAAAUACUUGACCGGACUCCACAAGGACAUUGUAUGAACUCUACAUUUCUCGACCGGAGUUGGACCUUGCGAACAGCUUAACGUUCCUGGGACAUUGAAUCGGCGGGAGAAUUUCUCGCAUUUGUUGGAAAAUUUCGUGGACUAUGAACCGCUUGCGUCUUUGAGAUUUCGUGUUGCACUUGAUCUCUUCGAACAAUUGAAAUAUCGAGUUCGCAGUUAUUCAUCAUAUCUCUUACCGUCAGGCGAAACAAACAUGGCCUCCGUUUAAUGGUGGCUCUUAAAUGGUUAAGAUGAUGAGCAAGUAUGGCUAUUACUCUUUAACUGUUCAAGUGGUAAAUUGACAUAUGAAAAAGGUUGGUCGCUGGGCUAGCCCACGCUAUUCUGAAAGUUGUAAUUUAGUUGAGUUUGGUUGUGUGUGGUGGUAUCUGACCACAAGGAUUGUUUAAACAUGUCUUGUGUCCAUUAUAAGUUUUCUUCUAAACUUAACUACGACACGGUCACCUUUGAUGGCCUUCACAUCACGCUUAGUGAUUUGAAACGGCAGAUCAUGGGCCGAGAAAAGCUGAAGGCCGCGGACUGCGACCUGCAAAUAACCAACGCGCAAACUAAAGAAGAAUACACCGAUGAUGCGGCCCUUAUACCCAAAAACUCAUCUGUCAUCAUCAGACGAAUACCUAUAGGAGGGGUUAAGUCGACAAGCAAAACAUAUCUCAUUGAUCGAUCUGAACAAUCAAGUGGAUCUUCAAAAGCAAUUGAUGAUUCUUCAUCCAUUUCACUGGCUCUGCUUUCAAAGACAGCCAAUCUUGCUGAAACAAACGCGUCAGAGGAAGACAAAAUUAAAGCAAUGAUGUCUCAGUCCAACCAUGAAUAUGAUCCCAUCAAUUAUGCAAAGAAGCUUGUUGGUCCACCCCCACCGAACUACACAUGCUUUCGUUGUGGAAAAACUGGACAUUAUAUCAGGAACUGCCCAACGAAUGGGCAGGACCGAAGUUUUGAAGCUCCUCAACGUAUAAAGAAAAGCACUGGAAUUCCUCGCAGUUUCAUGGUGGAGGUUGAUGAUCCAAACCGGAAGGGUGUCAUGCUGACCAACAGUGGAAUAUAUGCCAUUCCCACUAUCGAUGCUGAGGCCUAUGCUAUUGGAAAGAAAGAGAAACCACCCUUCUUGCCCCAGAAUCAGUCUUCAUCUUCAGAAGAAGAGGAUCCAGUGCCUGAUGAGCUACUUUGUCUGAUCUGCAAGGAUCUUAUGACUGAUGCCGUCGUUAUUCCCUGCUGUGGAAAUAGCUACUGUGAUGAGUGUAUCCGGACGUGUUUGCUAGAGUCAGACGAACAUGUUUGCCCCACCUGCAAACAGUCGGAUGUGUCUCCUGAUGCUUUGAUAGCAAACAAGUUUUUGCGCCAAGCAGUGAAUAAUUUUAGGAACGAAACUGGAUACACCAAAAGAAUUCGCAAGGCUGCUGCCGCUGCUCAAUCGGCCACAUCAGGAUCCCAGACUCAGGCUCCUUUGCAGCGACCACCUAUGAGACGCCAACAGGACCCUCUGAUGGCCAAUGUUCCCAGCUCGACAGCUGCCAGCACCCCUCCUCAAAGCAUGCCGGCUGCUGCCUUGUCUCCCGCUGCCACUCCCCAGCCCUCCAGCACUCCACCACCUGCCAGCAGCUCUAGCACACAGAGCAGCAAUGCACCUUCAGGGCCAGACAACAGCCCCACCGUGAACUCACCCCAGCACAGUACCAAGCAGGAUGACCCGCCUUUGUCUAAGGAAUCUGAAGUUCCAGCAUCUGCUCCUGUGCCUUCAUCAGAGGCCUCUGCUCCAACAAAUAUUGCUUCGAAGGGAUUCCAUGUCCCAGUAAUUGGGCAGCCUAAUGUACCACAGCACGUCAUGCACAGAACAGGACAGCCCAGGCCUAGUGGACCAAGGCCUACCCAGAGUCGUCCUAACUGGGACCAAUCCACAAGUAGAGGGAGACCUCCUAUUGAUCGACCACCCAGAACACAACCUCUGCCAUUGCAAAACCUUCCUCCCGUGCCAUGUCCAGGGGGUCCUAUGUUCAUGCCUCCUGCGCUCUUUCCACCUCCUCCACACCCCAUGCCUCAGCCACCUGGUGUUAUUCCUCCGCAGUAUCCCAUGGCUUUUCCUCCAGGACAGCAGCCUCCCCCUCCAUUCAACUUACCACCACCAGUCUAUCCUCCAGUCCCACCCAAUGUUCAAGUUCCCUGGGUGCCUCCUGGCACUCAGCCACCCAUAGCCAACCCUAUCUCCAGUAUGCCAGCAGAACCUUUCCUCUCCAAGGAGGAAUUCUACAGGCAGCAGCGCAGACUGAAGGAAGAUUCCCAAUGUCGAUUCGUUGCCAGGGAGAAGUCAAAACUUGAGGAAUUUACCAACGAUUUUGCCAAAGAGCUUUUAGAGUACAGAAAAAUUCAGAAGGAUAGAAGGCGGUCCUACUCGAGAUCAAAAUCUCCAUACAGGGACUCCUCGUACAGUGGCUCAUCAUAUUCCUAUUCAAAAUCUCGCUCACGGUCCCGAACACCACGAUCAUACUCUCGCUCAGUAUCCCGCUCUAGAUCACGCUCCAGAUCACGCUCUUUUUCUCGUUCGCCAUAUUCCCGCAGAGGCCGAGGUCGGAGUCGGAGUUAUCGAUCCAGGUCACGCAGUCCUGCCUAUCAUCGCUCCCGCAGCAGAUCACCAUCGUAUCGAGGUCGAGAAUUGAGUGGGAUAGGUGGUGCAAUGUAUCGUUCUCGUUCCCGGACCCCACCGUUUAGGAACUAUAGUCCAAGCAAGAAAAUCCCACCUCCUUCUCAGAUUGAGGGUGAGCGCAAAUACAACAGCAGGUACAGGGAGAUUCCACCAUAUGAACCUAAAGCUUAUUAUGGACGAAGCGUUGAUCAAAGUGAUCCCUACGAGAGAGAACGCUACCGAGCGUGGGAAAGAGAGUAUAGGGAUUGGUACGACAAAUACCUCAAGAGCUACAACAGCCCACCAGGCAGUCAUCGAGGCCGUGGUGCAGGCAGUAGAGAACCCCAUACGCCUGAGCGAUAUCCCCCUCCCCGUCCGAGAGAAAACUCCCCCUACAGCAGGGGACGAAGGGAGGAAUAUCCGCCACCGCCUCAAAGCCACAGUGGCCCUCCGAGAGGCAGAGGUCCAAUGACCUACCAGGAAAAGUGUGCAGAGAAGUUUGGCCACCUCCAUGCCAACACUUCUGGACCCAGUAGAGGACCUAAAGAAUCUCUGAAGCCACUUAAAGACCGAGAGGCCAGUGGCAGCACUGCCACAGACUCAAAGUCUUUGAAACAUAAGAAACAUCGCAAGAAAAAGAGGGACGACGGUGACCCCUUCAGCCACUCGGACUCAAUGGAUGAAACCAGGAAAGAUGAGCGUAAAGGAGACUCCAUGUUAAUGAAUUCAAGCCGUGAUGAUGCCACGCCCGUCAGGGAUGAGCCAAUGGACAAUGCUGGAGUGCCUUACAAGAGCACCCCUGAGAAAGAGAAGAAAGAAAAGUCCAAAAGCAAGACUGACAAAGUUAAACGAAAGUCUGAAAGCAGUGGAGGAAAAAAAGAAAUGCCUGGAAAGGUGACAAAGCCUGUGAAAGAUAAAGAGGCGGAUGCACUGCGAGAAAAGGUGGCUCCCGCUGAACCCGCCAUUAAGAGAGUAAAAGAUGAACCAUCAUCACAUAAAUCAGAAGCAAGUAAGCCUCAGACAGUAGACUCAAAACUCAUGCUCCCCCGUAAGCUCAUGCAGUCCAGGCCCAUCAAACACCAUCAAGAGCUGAAGCCCAUCAAAGAUGAUCUUAAAAACAGAAAAGAAUUCGUAAAAGAGCCUUUAAAGCAAGACAAAGUUCCCAUCAAAGAUGUUAAAGUCAAGAAAGAGCCAGAGAAGCCUGUGAGAACUGAUGAGAAAAUUUCUACCAAGGCGGUUGAUUCCAAGCAGGAUAAAAAGAUGACGAAGCGAAAAGAUGAAAAGUCAUCUAUGAAAGACCUAGACGCCCCUCCAAUAAAAAUAGCAAAAAUGGAAGUUGAAGUGGCUAAAGGCUCACCAAAACCUAAACCCAGGCCUGAGAGUGAAAGACCAGCCAUGGAGAACAAACCUUCCAUUCCGUCCCUUUUGGAUAUUAAACCAGAGCCUGUGAGAAAGAUUAAAAUAAACCGAGAAAUUGGCAAAAGAAUACCUAGCACCGAUCGUCCUUUUUCACCAGAGGACAUCACACAUACUACAGCAAAGGGAAGGGUAGACAAGUCAAGGGGAAAAUUGAGGAGGAAGGUACAUGCGCCAGAUGGGUCGGGGUCUGUACUUGUUGAUUACACCAGUACCAGCUCCACAGGCGGAAGCCCCAUCAGAAAGCAUGAGGACAAGCUUGACCUGAAGAAAACUGUGGUGAAGACCCUGGAGGAAUACACGAAUGACAGCUCUACUCCUGCUGAGGAUGAAAUCGUCAUGAUCCAGGUGCCCCGCUCCAAAUGGGAGAAAGAAGACUAUGAAUCUGAAGAUGAUGAAUCUAAGGGCACCAACAGAACUCGAAGUGUCCGCCCACCCAGCUCUGCUCCUGUGGAAGAAACCACUGCAGCGAAAUCAACAGACAAAGAGUCUCCCAAUGCUGACAAAACUCCGUCUGCCUCCAAAGACAGUCAGAUGUCAGAUGUCAAGUCUGCUAAGGACUCCACAUCAAGCGAUAAGGAGAAAGAUACUGACAAAGAGAAGGACAGAGAACGAGACAGAGGGAAAGAAAAGGAUCACAGCGCUGCCGAACGUGAAGCGACUGAUAAAAGGAAACCAAAUCAGGAGAGAGAGCGGCCACAAGAGAGGAGCAGCGAGCACGGCAGCGAGCGGAGCUCUUCUCAGUCCUCCAGGGACAGACAAGCUGACAGGUCUGAAUCAACCUCUAGAAAGCCAGCAGGUAGGGAGACAACUACAGGCCCUGGCAACAGAAAACCAGACCAUAGGGAAGAUGCAAGAGACCACUUAGCAACCAGAUCGAAAGAUGAGAGAGAACCGAUUAGAAGAAGAGUGUCACCCUCCCCGCCCUCAAGGGUAAAAGACAUGCAUGCGGAUUCUGGAAGAAAGGCUAAUGAAGUUUCUCAGGAGUCUCAAAGUCCAACUAAGGAUAAGAGAAUCUCAUCCCAGAAUGCCCCAGAGAGCAAAAGAACAGGGGUAGAGGACCACAAAGCAGACUGGUCUCUUAGUAAGGAGAGCUCUAGGCAUUCUGAUAUGCGUCCCGCAAAGGACAGGGAGCACAGGACUCCUCAUAGAACUUUAACUCCAGAGCCUAGGACGGAGGCAGAGAAAGGUGCUUCACACGGGGACCACAAAGUCCCAUCCAUGCGCACCACCCGACUGUCUUCGGAUUUAGCGCGGGAAACCGAUGAGGCUGCAUUUGUACCAGACUACAGCGAAAGUGACAGCGAAAUCUCGGACUUGGAUAACAAAACUGACCAAAGGGGGCGAGACAGAGACAGUAGUGGCAGCCACAGCCCAAGUCCUUCUGGCAGCCACGGACACAGCAGCAGCCCCAGCUCUCCAGGCAGUCAGGAUAGCAAAAAGAAGAAAAAGGACAAAAAAGAGAAAAAAGAGAAGAAAAAACACAAGAAGCACAAGAAACACAAAAAGCAUAAGAAGCAUACAAGUAAUGAAUCUGAAUCUGAACUCAAGGGACAGAAACACAAACAUAAGAAAAAGAAGUCUAAAAAGAGUAAAGAUAAAGAUAAAGAUGAGAAGGAGGAGAGUGAGGAUCAGAGGGCAAAAGUAUCUGUUUAAUUCACUAUUGGUUGAUUUUGCUCAUAUUUGAGAAACAUGGAAAAAUGAUGUGUCUGACAUUGUUCAGUUUUCAUCCUCGUACUUGGCUGUUUCUUAUUGGUUAAAUACAUGCUUUGUUUGAUCAAGCUAACCUCUGUCAAUUAGCUACUUGAAUGAUUGAAUGAUGAUUGUUUUUGGGUUCUGAACUUUCAUGAUUUUUUUGGUUUUAAUUUAAAAUCCUCGCAGACUCUAGGAACAUCGCGGUUUUGCAUUAAGGCAAUGGUAGAGGAAGCACUUAAAUAUGUAAAUUUGAUUUGCAAAGUUGCGAAAGCCUUUUUUGUACCUCAUCUCUUGUAUGUUUAAGUUGGAGAGAAACAUAUCAAUAUGACAGUAUGAUGAUAUUGUUACAGAGGAAACUGGAGAAUAGUGUCCCGUCAUUACGGCACAUAGUGAUCGCAAAAUGUAUGUAUUUGCACUGUGAAUAUUUCCUGUACUCUUAAGUUUCAUUUUAUUCUACUUCAAUUUCACAAGAUUUAUUUAAAAUGUCUGCUGAAAUGGAAUUGCAUAUGUUUUGAGGGUAAUAAAUUUUUUCAGCAAAUAUAUAA
Molecule: messenger RNA, 6703 nt
Organism: Triplophysa dalaica
Lineage: Eukaryota; Metazoa; Chordata; Actinopteri; Cypriniformes; Nemacheilidae
Gene: rbbp6
Product: retinoblastoma binding protein 6
Exons: 17
Coding region: 822-6119 (1765 amino acids)
Biological process (GO): mRNA processing; ubiquitin-dependent protein catabolic process; protein ubiquitination
Cellular component (GO): nucleus
Molecular function (GO): ubiquitin protein ligase activity; nucleic acid binding; zinc ion binding
Source: RefSeq, a predicted model, not a curated record